AUGGACAGAAAUAUUCUCGCGACUAAAGACAGGCCAAGCAACAAGAAGAACGUGGUCGGAAAGAGAAGGAAGAACAAUAAAGAAGAUCUCAAAGUUGUUUACAUCUCCAGCCCUAUAAAGGUGAAGACAAGUGCGUCCGAGUUUCGAGCCCUCGUUCAAGAGCUCACCGGAAAAGAUUCCGACAUCGCCGAUUCCCACUUCGAAGAUCACCUCCAUCGUGAUUUUUCUCCGACCAAAUCGGUUUCCGAUCGCCGGAGAGACUUAGAAGAAGAAUAUUUUCUGGCGACGCUAAGGGGUUCCGUCGAAAACGACGGAGACUCGCCGAGUUGCUCGGAUCACCGUAAUCUUCAGAUGGAGGACAGCUUCGUAGAGACGAUGUUGUCUUCUGUUUUGUUCAACGAGUAUGCUUUGGGUUAUGGUGUAAACACAUAA
Messenger RNA from Tarenaya hassleriana, 432 nucleotides. RefSeq names its product sigma factor binding protein 2, chloroplastic-like. Bases 1 to 432 code for a protein of 143 amino acids. Lineage: Eukaryota; Viridiplantae; Streptophyta; Magnoliopsida; Brassicales; Cleomaceae. The transcript has a single exon. The record is from RefSeq and is a predicted model, not a curated record.